AUGUGAACGGGUGCUAUGGAAUGUGGUCAACUGACCCCUCAAUCUGUACGUCAAGUCAUCCUUCAGCGGCAUCCAAGGGCUGGCUUUGGAUUCAUAGCAGGCAGUGGACAACCAGUUGUGGUGCGAUCUGUUAUUUCAGGAGGUCCAUCGGAGAAUAAACUGGUCUCAGGAGAUGAGAUAUUGGCAAUUAACAAAGAAGAUGUGAGUGAGGCUUCAAGAGAGAGAUUCAUUGAAUUGGUGAGGAAUGCAAAAGAUUCCAUCACUCUGACAGUGGUUCAUCCACAUCAGUCUCCAAAGUCAGCAUUCAUCACUGCGGCCAAGAAAGAGAAACUACGCUGUAACCCGGGCAGGGUCCGUUUCUCCGAACUGGUGUCUGUUGGAGAGACAGAAGCAGACAUGUUAAAGAUGAAGGAUUCUCCACCUCUUCUCCUCAUUCCAAAUGUACUGAAAGUUUUCUUAGAAAAUGGACAGAUCAAGUCAUUCACCUUUGAUGGAAGGACCACAGUCAAGGAUGUGAUGGUUACACUACAAGACCGUCUCUCCCUUCAUCACCGUGAUCACUUCUCUCUUGCCCUGGAAUAUUCUGCAGCGGAUCAAAGCCAGAAGUUACUGCUGCUACAAGACAAGCAACCACUAGCUCAUGUUGUUCACCGAACUCACUAUCAGGGGAUGAGGUGUUUGUUUCGAGUUUGUUUCUUCCCCAAAGAUCCAGCUGAAAUUCUGCACUCCAAUCCAGCCGCUUUUGAGUACCUGUAUAUUCAGAGUCGCAAUGAUGUCAUCAGGGAGCGACUUGGAGCAGAGCUGAAGCCAGAGCUGCUUCUGGGUCUUAGCGCUCUUCAUAUAUACAUCAGUGUCAGUUCUUCUCGCCCAGGGCAAAAGAUCUCAUUGCGUGGAGUAGAGAAGGAAUGGGGUCUUGAACCAUUUCUCCCACCCUCCCUCCUGCAAGGGUAUAAGGAGAAGUCUUUGCGGAAGGUUCUUUCUCAACACCUUAAAAUUCACCAAAACCAACUAUCUGGAAACAAGGCAUCUGUCACUCAAGCCAAGCUCCGUUACCUACGUAUUCUAAACGAAUUGCCAACUUUCACUGGAGUAUUGUUCAACACAGUGGGCAUGGGUGAAAAGACACCAGCAACAACACUUCUAGUUGGUCCACGUCACGGCAUCAGUCAUGUCAUUGACCUGAAGACCAAUCUGACCACAGUCUUGUUUGAGUUCAGUCAGGUGACAAAGGUUCAGCUGUUCCGUGAAUCACAAGGAGUAGCACGAGUAGAGACAAGCGUCACUGAUAACAAGUCACUUGUGUUGCUUAUGGAUUGGCCUGAGGCUACCAGCUUUGCCUGUUUGGUUGCUGGAUAUUAUAGGCUCCUGGUGGACCCCAAGAAACCCAUCUUCCACAGAACAGCAGGUCACAUGCCUCCUCCCCAGAUUAUCAAGGCAGAUCACCUCAGUAUGCCCACAGUGUCACGCAUACCAACAUCUGUCAAGACACCACUCACCUCCGGCCUUUCUUCAGACCUCCCCAAUGCAAAAGUCACAAUUACUGGUUCCCCUGCUACCUCCCAGGGCUCGAAGCCUAUCAGUCUCUGCUAUGUCAAACUACAAGGAAGGGACAGAAGAGACAUCAACCAAAACACAGUCACAGAGGAGGCCCGACCAAGAACAAAAUCUGAUCCUACGUCUAAAGGGUCAUCAAGUGAGAAUGGUACAUCUGAGUUCAGGGAUUCGACCGAGGUCAGCCGCUCCCGUUCCUUCACUAUGGACACCAAGGUGAAAUUGGAGGCCACCCAGUUCUACUGUGAUUCAUGCAAAGCCAAAAUGAAAAGCCGCCUUGUGGGUAUUAGAUGUGCAAAUUUAUGUAGUUCCUCUGCCUGCAGUGAUAACAUCGUGGACCUAAUUUCUUUGCCGCCUCCCGAACAUGAGAAAGAGGAAGGAAAAGAUGAAAGGGAAAAUGAAAAAGAUGGAGACGUAAGGGAAAAAGAAGUUCAAGAGACUACAUCACUUCUGCCGUCUGCAGCCCCACCCCCACCAGGAUUUGAAGACAACAGUUCUGAUGAGGAGGAAACCAAGCAUGAGGAAAGUACAAGACAAGAGAUUGGUAACAUAAUCUCAGGAUCUAGGUAUGAAGACUUGCCUGUAACAUUAAUAGACAAUGUCCAAACAAGGACAAUGAGAGAUCAUGCAAGGGAUCUAGAUGAUGCUCUUGUGUCUACUUUACAAGCUCUGGAGGCCCUUGCUGCUUCUGAGGAUUUCCCUAGCCCAGCACCCCAACCCACAGCAGGCCUCAUUGUACUUGCUGCAAUCACACCCGAGUCCUCCCUAGACUCUGGACAUGAAACAUAUUCCUCAGAGCUGAAUGAUGUAUCAGAGGUGGUGACCGCUAUGAAGCAACAUCACAACACAGCUUACAUCCUGACUCACCUUAACAAGGAUAAUCUCCUUUCAAGAAAGGACCUUCCUUUCAGAAUCCAGACUUGUACUGCUCAAGCUGUUCUUACUUCCCCUUCCUCUUUGAAUACUAACCAACUUUGCAAAUCUAUCAUACAACAAAGUAGAGAAACAACUGCACUCAAUCAGGAGUCAACCACUCCACUGUCCGAUCCAUCACAUAAUCUUAACAAUGGUAUAAUAAGACUUUCAUCACCCGCCAAGCCCAAAGACCAUCCAGAUGGCAUCUCAGUACCAGUAAACCCUGAACAGUCACUAACUGUUGACCCACCAACUUUCACUGAGGGAUCUACUGAACCUAUGUUACCUAUGUCCCUUCUUAAGAUGCCUAAAACUCCACCAUGGAGUGAGAAAAAAACAGCAAAUUGCACAGAGAGCCCUUGUGACCAUCACCUCUCAAAAGGAGAGUCAUCACCAAACAUAUUAAACGAAAGUGGCAGUGAAGGUCAUGGUGUGUUUCAUUUAUCACCAACAGAUGAUGAGAGGCUUCAUGCUAAAGCAUGUUCUGCUAGAAGUCAAGAGGAGCAAAAUCAAAACCACAAAAUGAAUGAAGGACAUGAGAUAAGAAGUACUUGUGUGGAUCCAUCAGCCUCUCCCAACCUUGGCAAACAACAAGAAUUAUCAGGAAAAACUAUGACAGUAGAAGAGGUAUCUACAAUGCCAAACAGCGUCAUGUUUAAUAAAGAAAGUUCCAAAAUUAGAAAAUCAGGCAAAGAUAUCACUGUAGCCUCAUUUGUCAUGGAAAAGUUGGCUGCCCCAGUUGAGCUGGAGGAUUGUGAUGUUCCAGCCAAGCCAAGAGCCCGUGUGCCCUUCAAGCUGCGGAACCUAUUUUCUGCCACUUUCCCAACCCGCAUGAGAAGAGAGACUGAUGAGCGCCAGGCACAAUUGCGCAAGGUUAAGCAGUAUGAGAUGGAAUUCCUAGAAGAACUGCUGAAACCACAUGGAAAAGUAAGCACCCAACACAAAGAAACUCCUAACCGCCUAGUGCCUGGGCGCUGCUCCUGCCAGGUGCGUAGCAGUCCCCUUCAAAAAGUGCCAGGCAUGUCCCGUGAACAGCGACGCAGCUGUGAUUGUAAACGCAUUAUAAGGGGCAUUCGAGUGUUGCCUAACCCUCCGUUGGCGCAAGAACCAAGAAACAGAGAGCAAGCACGAGGCACAGAUACUUCAGUACUCCGACUGGUACGUUCAUCCAGCCUGGAAUCCAAAGGUGCAGAGAAGAUGACUUUGACCACCCCUGCUCCACAAGCAGAACCUUAUCUACAAUACACAAAGUUGACAGAAAAAUAUAAUGAAGAAGAAUGGGAAGAGAUGUCCCCUAAGCUUCCUCCUACCAACAUCCAGAAAAAUGAUAGUGAGCCUACUGUAGUUAAAGGUAAUGUGGUGGAGAUGUUUAGGGGUAGGGAGGAAAAUACGACUCCAGCUAUCCUUCCACAACAACAAGAAAUAUUUUCAAUCCAUGGUAAGUUGCCUAAAGAGGAAGAAGCAAUAUCAGUGGAGAAAUGCUGUUCUAUUAGUCACUGCUUCAACUGCCAUAGGCGCUCAUCUUUGGAAGACUGUAGUGAGAAGGAUGAACUAUCAUAUUCCAUUCCUAUGCAGAUCUUGCCAGGCGUAAUACUGAAUGCAGAGGCCAACCCAGUAGUGAGCCAGACUCUACAGGCACUGGAUUCCACAGUAUGCAGUGGUACUGAAGAUUGUCAUACUCAGGAGAUUGACCUUCGUACAGCCACUGUCGAGGGUAGCCUAGCCAAGGUUAGUGCCUUACGUGGCCGUUCCUACUCAUUACCUGAUGGUUUCCUGUCAGUACAACUAGACACAAGUGAGUUACUAACAGUCCUACGUCAGUGCUUAUCCAGUUCUGAAGUUGGAGAACCAAAAUUGGAUGAUGUUAAUCUAGGCCAGCAAAAACAGGAACUGACACUGCGUUUCAAGGAGUUCCGGGCAUCCUGUAGAAGAAUGGCUGGAGUGGAUAAAAGUCCACACCAUAUGCUAACUGCAAUUACUUGCAGCUUUCAAGUUCUAUGUUCUCUGAUUGAGACAUUUGUAAGACUGGUGUUUGUUGUCAGAUCAGAAAGUCAGAGGCAAGAACUCCUAGGAAAAGUAGAAGAGGUUGUUAGGAAUUAUACCUUUCUGCUUAGGGCAGCAGAGGAGUCAAGCACACGGACAGCAGGCCAGAACUUGACUGUGGUGGGACAGUUAGCCAAGCAGUCAGCUACAGUAGCCACUGCAGUGAGCACUUUUUCCCGUUCCAUCAAGACCCUUAUGACCAAAUGAAGUGGAGAAAUUGUGUUGAAAACCAUUAACCAUUAUUUUGGAGCCUUACAGUCUUCAGAAACAAUAAUAAUUAUUAAUGAUAAAUAUAUGGAAAUCAGUUAGACAUCCCUAAGCAAAAAUAUAUUACUGGCAUAUUGAGUUCCAAAGCAAAUGGUUUACAUUUAUUAAAGCUCCUGGUGAUUAGGAUUAUAUGUGAAUAAGCUCUUCCACUGAUGUGAGGCAGAAAAUAAUUAUUAAAGAAUCUGAAUGUUAGGGCUACUUUCUACAUGGAGUUACCAGUCCCACUGUGACUAAUUAAGCUUCUCCUAUAUUCUCUUGAAAUCUAUGGGGAAUUAAUAUAUCAAGAGAA
Messenger RNA from Spea bombifrons (plains spadefoot toad), 5065 nucleotides. It is a transcript of the gene FRMPD3, whose product is annotated as FERM and PDZ domain containing 3. Gene Ontology annotation, molecular function: protein binding. The record is from RefSeq and is a predicted model, not a curated record. The transcript has 14 exons. Gene Ontology annotation, cellular component: cytoskeleton. Lineage: Eukaryota; Metazoa; Chordata; Amphibia; Anura; Pelobatidae.